AAAGAAAAGCAGCUGAAAAACAACAAUAAUAAAAUGAAAAUAAAAGGCUACUAGCUAGGCUGCCUCUACAGUUUUCCUUGUUAUUCUCAUCUUCCUCAUCCACCGAUACACACACACUUUGUAUCUAUAUAUUUUCUUACACCUCCCCUAGAUUUCAGACCCCUUGCUUCGCUCUAUCUCCCCUUAAUUUAUGCUCUAAUUUAAUUAUUAUAAUUUCGGAGAAUUUCAUCUAUAAUUAUAUAAUUUAAUUUAAUUAUAUAAUUAUGGGAAUUGGAGAUCUGGAUCUUAUUGAUGAUGGUGAUGGAGGUGGAAAAGCUUCGUCCGCGGUUUCUUGUUCGAUUUGCCUCGAAAUUGUCGCCGACAAUGGGGAUCGAUCCUGGGCCAAGCUUCAUUGCGGCCAUCACUUCCAUCUCGAUUGUAUUGGCUCUGCAUUCAACGUGAAGGGGGCUAUGCAAUGUCCCAACUGUCGAAAAAUUGAAAAGGGUCAAUGGCUUUACUCAAAUGGUUCUCGUCCUUAUGCUGAAUUUAACAUGGAAGACUGGGUUCAUGAUGAGGAUCUGUAUGAUAUCAGCUACUCUGAAAUGUCGUUUGGAGUUCACUGGUGUCCUUUUAGCGGGUUAACGCGGUUUCCGUCAUCCUUUGAAGAUAGUGAACUCUCGUCUGCUGCCUAUCAUGAUCUUCUCGGACAACAUGCUUUAUUUGCUGAACAUACAGCUGUAUCAUCUGCUUCUCAUCCCUGCCCAUAUGUUGCUUACUUUGGACCAUUUCCUCCCUCAUCUUCCAAUUCCAGCGGAAGUGUUUCUGAUGCUUCUAGUUUCAGCAGUCACUGGAACAGCCAAUCAGCUACAAGUGAAGUACCCACCUCUUAUGCUUUUCCAUCUAUGGAUGGCCAUUAUCAUAGUUGGGAGCAGCACUCAUCCCUCUUCCCAACAGUAAGCAGUCGUGUUACUGGUCCUCCGGAGCAGUCCUCGUUACCAUCAAUGACUCAAAGGGCAGCAAGGAACAGUUCUGAUAUUUCAAGAUCAGGAUCUUUUGUCCAUCCAUUUGCUGUUGGCCAUGGUUCUAAUGCUAGGGCCGGGAGCUCAGUUGCCCCCUCAAUGCUUCCUCCAUACCCUGGCAGUGCUGCUCGGGCCCGGGAACGUGCACAAGCUCUCCAGGCAUAUUUUCAGCAUCCUCCUGCCCAUUCACAAGGUGUACGCACUCCAGUCAUGCCUGCCACUCGAAGAUCCAGUGGUCGCAGGAACAUGGCACAAGGUGGUCCAGUUGCUUCAUCAUCUGAGCAGGCCAGCGGCUUCUACUUCUUUCCCUCAAGUUCAUCAGCAGGAAGAAGUUAUACAGAAGCAGAAAAUUCUAUGUCCAGUCGGUUCCAUGCAUGGGAAAGAGAACAGUAUCCCUCCUUCCUGUCGAGUCAAGCUGAGAGGGAUCCUAUUUGGGGGCCUAUCCAUCAGGUUCCAGGAGGUCCUGAUGCUAGCAUCAGGCCCACCAGUUUUCGGCAGAGGCAUGGAUCUGAGAGGCUGCCAUCUCAACACCGAUCAUAGACUUGUUCUAAUCUGUUUGGUUCAGUUGAUUAAAAGUAUCAUUGCUAUGACUUUAAACUCAACAAUCUGUGUCUUGAGCAAUGAUAUGUCUUGAAGUUUGUUGUCUGUUAUAUUCUGCAGACACUGUGACUUAGUGGCCCUAGAAACGAUCCAUCUUGGCUGCCACAUGUGGUCUGCGGAAUAUGGCUUUUGCUGGUUUCUGUUUGAGAUAAAGAGAAUAAGGUCAUUUGUUUGGUAAAACAAAUUUACAAAUUUUGACCUUAGAUCUUCAUAAGCACUUGGUGCUCCCAAGUCCCAAGUAUAUAUUACAUUUACCUAAAACUUUAGACUUUGCAGUUUGCACCUUGAUUGUCAGCUUAAUGAUGAAAUUGUUCUGAGACAUUUUUUUUUCUAA
Daucus carota subsp. sativus is the source of this 1932-nucleotide messenger RNA. Its product is annotated as E3 ubiquitin-protein ligase RFI2. The record is from RefSeq and is a predicted model, not a curated record. Gene Ontology annotation, molecular function: ubiquitin-protein transferase activity. The transcript has 6 exons. The coding region runs from base 264 to 1538 and encodes 424 amino acids. Lineage: Eukaryota; Viridiplantae; Streptophyta; Magnoliopsida; Apiales; Apiaceae.